AUGUUGGGGUAUUCUGUAAGAGCCUCAACAAUUCAUAAACAAGUCUAUUUUCUUGAAAACCCUUCACUAUUACCAUCUUUCAAACCCAUCUCAUCAAGCAAUGGAAAUGCAAAUCAACACCCAUUUACUGUAUCUUACCUCUUUAAAACUUGUGGGUUGUUUCUAAAAUCUGCAUUAGAAGCUUCUAAACGUGUCCAUUUGGAAACCCUACAUGAACCUGACUCUGUACUUAGUUUCUUCAAGGACCAUGGUUUCUCAGAGAACCAAACUUUAAAACUUUCCAAAAAAUGCCCUGAACUGCUUUUGUACAAUCCUGGCAAAACCCUUUUGCCCAAACUUGAGUUUUUGUAUUCUAAAGGAGUUUCAACCCCUGAUGUUGCCAAAAUCAUAUCCUUCUACCCUUGGAUUUUGAGAUGCAGCUUAGAAAACCAGUUAGUCCCUACUUUUGAUUUUUUGAAGAACUGGUUCCCGAAUGACACCAUUUUUCGAUUAUUCAAAAGUACUCCACUGGUUCUUCAACUUAAUCCUGUAACUGUGAAAUAUAUUCUCAAAAUUUUGGGAGAUAAUGGAGUGCCUGACAAGAAUAUUGUUAUGUUAGCUCGUAGCCACCCUAAAACAAUGCUGUUGAGCCCAAAGAAAUUUAACAAGGUGUUGGGGGAGGUGAGGAAAAUGGGAUUAGAUCCUUGCAAAACUCAAUUUGUCGUAGCGAUCCUAGCAUUGACAUCCAUGAGCAGAUUCACAUGGGAAAAGAAACUUGAUGUGUAUAGGAGAUGGGGUUUGUCUCAAAAAGAGAUUCUUGCAGCAUUUGGAAAGUCUCCAUGGUUUAUGACCCUAUCUGAAGAGAAGGUUAUGGCAGUGAUGGAUCUUUUUGUCAACAAAUUGGGUUGGGAAUCUUCCUUUAUUGCCAAAAACCCAACUCUUGUAUCAUAUAGCUUGGAAAAGAGGCUCACUCCAAGGGCUAUGGUUUUGCAAUUUCUAGUAGCUCGAGGUUUGAUUGAGAAGAGUUUCAGAAGCACCACAUUCUUCAUUGCAUCUGAAAAUAAGUUCCUGCAGCAGUUCAUUAAUCAGCGUGCUGAAUCUACUCAGAUAUUGAAACUGUACUGGGAGAAACUGAAUCUUUCAAGAUAA
Dovyalis caffra is the source of this 1128-nucleotide messenger RNA. The record is from the annotation of a GenBank genome assembly. NCBI's taxonomy places the organism in Eukaryota, Viridiplantae, Streptophyta, Magnoliopsida, Malpighiales, Salicaceae.